Molecule: messenger RNA, 576 nt
Organism: Aegilops tauschii subsp. strangulata
Lineage: Eukaryota; Viridiplantae; Streptophyta; Magnoliopsida; Poales; Poaceae
Source: RefSeq, a predicted model, not a curated record
AUGGGAGGGAGGGCCGACGCCGUGGCCGACGCCAUGGCGCACGAAGCAUCCAAGCCCCGUGCGAAGCUGCACAAGGAGAAACCCGUCCCCGCCAGCGAGGGGUCCAGCCGGCAGCAGGGCGGCCUUGACGUCGUCGACCACGUCCAGGCUCUUCAUCCGGUGCAUGUGGCACCUAGGCCGGAGCAGGUGGCUCCUCCGCCGGAGCAGGUGACUCCUGUGCCACGCCAUCUGCCUCCUCUGCCGCAGCCCGUCGUCAACGUCGACGGCGACGACGACGGAGAAGAGUCAAUUUUGGUGGCCCCGGUAGCUGCUCUGGCUCCUCAGACGGAGCAGGUGUCUCCUCUGCCGCGGGUGACGCCUCCGGUUCCCGAGCCUGUGGUCGCCGGCGACGUCAACAAAGACGACGUAGAUCCUCUGGCUUCUCUGCCGGAGCAGGUGGUGGCUUCUCAGCCUCAGCCGGGUGUUCGUCUGCCGCAGGUGUUGCCUCCUCUGCCCCCACCUGUGGUCGUCGCCGACGAGAACGAAGAAGAGGUUGAUUUGGCCAGGCCUGAUUUGGCCCCAUGUUUUGAUGCAUAG